CCUCCUCCAACAAUCACCCUCCCACUCACCCUAUCCCCUUUGUACACGGACUAAACGUAUUCUCUUCUCCCUGAUUGGCCUCUACGACCUCAAGAGGACCCUACUCUCAAAAACUCCCAACAUAAAAACAAAAGCACAAACUAUAAACCCCAACAACAAGCUUCUCCUCCUCCACUCUCACCCAUCAAUCAAAGUCCAGACCCAUCAACAGCCAUGCCUUCAGGUGCGAAGAAGAGGAAAAAGGCUGCUGCCAAGAAAAAAGAAGGGGAGAAGCAGACCACGGAGCAAGAUUUGGAAGCAAAAACAGAGAUGGAGGGCUCAGAGAAUGCAAGAGAAGAAAACCCAUCUCCUGAUGCUUCUUCUGCUGAGAGACCCACUGAGAUUUCAUUGGAGAAAGUAGAAACUAGUGAUGUUAAAGAUGUGGGUUUUGAGCAUGUUGAGUCUAAAGAGGAAGUGGGUAGUAGCGGUUUGGGAAGAGAAAUUUGUGUUUCUGAGAGGCCCAACGAGUUUGUUGAGUCUAAAGAGGAAGCGCGUAAUGGCAAUUUUGAAAGAGAAAUUUGUGUCUCUGAGGCACCCAAUGAGUUUUUAGAGGUUAAAGGGGAAGUGGGUACCGAGAGGCGCACCGAGAUUUCAUUGGAGAAACCAAGUGAAGAGGAAACUGAGCAGGUGAUUGAGGCCAGUGAAGUUCCACUAUCAGUUCCCGCUGAUUCUGCUGUAAGCGAAGGAGAAGAAAGGGGAGAGAUGCCUAUUAUGGGCACAGUCAUUGAGACCCCGGAAACCGCAGGUCAAAGUCAUUUUCCUAUAUUAGAACAGCGAGCGUCGUUAUGGAAUUGUUGCGGAUUGCUUGAUCUGUUCAAGGGAUCUCAAUGAUAAUAAUAAGAGAGCAGGGGAAGUAUUCUUGCUCAGUGUUCCAGCUGCACAAUUUGUAAAUCCUAGUCACUAAAAUCUGGAUUUGUAACCAGAAGUGUCAGAUAUAAGAGCAGCCAUUUCCAAGAGCACACUGUGUAAUUUUUAAUAAUUUUAUUACUUGCUUGUGUUCUUAUGAUGGAAAUCAAUGGAAAGAUGGACGGUGAGUUUUGCUCACGAGGCCUGCAGUGAAAUUUAAACUGGUUUAUACGCCUAUAUUUUCAUGACUGAGCAAUGUUUGCAGUUUCC
Messenger RNA from Asparagus officinalis (garden asparagus), 1155 nucleotides. RefSeq lists its product as uncharacterized. Lineage: Eukaryota; Viridiplantae; Streptophyta; Magnoliopsida; Asparagales; Asparagaceae. The transcript has 4 exons. The coding region runs from base 214 to 870 and encodes 218 amino acids. The record is from RefSeq and is a predicted model, not a curated record.